Parasteatoda tepidariorum (common house spider) is the source of this 1056-nucleotide messenger RNA. Lineage: Eukaryota; Metazoa; Arthropoda; Arachnida; Araneae; Theridiidae. The record is from RefSeq and is a predicted model, not a curated record.
AUGUCUGCUGAAAGUAUUGUGUCAACAAAUUUCGUGGCUCAACAUUACAGAGGUGAGUUUAAAUUAUCGAACCUCAAUACUCUAAAAAGUCACUCUUUACGAACAACGCCAUUUUGUCCAAUGCCGAAUAUCAAUCUCGAAUUUUGUUUCGAAAUAAGUUAUAUGCAUUAUAAUAUAAAUUCCGAUCUCACGGUACACGGACAUGAAUUUAUAUCACUGAAACUGAAAUUGCUAACUUUGUGCGCAUCUGAUCUACCGAAAACCAUGAAAUUAAAACUGGAUGUUGGUCUAAACUUCAUAGAUCGUUCCGUUUUACACAGAUACAAAUUGUUACCAGCUCUGACAACUGAUGAAAUGAAAUCGGUCGUUUUUGAUGAUAUAUUAACUUCCCACUAUAAUCAAAGAGAAAUCAUGAUUAAAUUAGCAAAAGAGCAUUCCUUUAUACUACAUUGUGAAAUGGAAUUUUUUAACCACAUCCAUUCUCCUCCAUCUUACUACAAAGAACUAAGCUUUUCCAACCAUUUGAAACACUUUGCAACGAACUUCAAAUCUCUUCAGAAGUUUGGUGAAUUGAGUGAUAUCAACAUCAAUAUCGGUGAGAAGUCGCUUCCUGCCCACAAAGCUGUCCUGGCUGGGCAUUCUCCUGUUUUCAAGAACAUGUUAAGUCAUGAUUUCAAAGAAUCCUUGACAAAUACUAUAACAAUCACCGAUUCUACUUUCGAAGUGUUCGAAUGCUUUCUUCAAUAUCUGUACAGUGGUGAAAUCGAAGAUAAAUCUUGGCCAACUGCAAAGGAACUUUAUGCUUUAGCUGAUAAAUACGACGUUUUAAGUUUGAAGCAACUUACAGCCGAAAUAAUUAGUUCUGAAAUAUGUCUUGAAAAAGUAUGUGACAUUCUAAAUCUUGCCUUCGAUUAUGAUGAUGACAAAAUAAAGAGAGAAGCGGUUGGUUUUGCUGCAGUACACUUGAGAGAACUUUUACCAACAAGCGAAUGGAAAGAGUUGGUUGCAAAACAUCCACGUGCAGGAUACGAAGCUGCUAUUAGCUACAUUAUUUAA